AUGAUCAUGCCUGAACAAAAGGUUGACGGCGAAAGUUCUCCUCUUCAAUCGGCAGGUACUAAGAGAGGCCAAGAUUCAUUCGAUGGUCCUGCAAGUAAACGAGCACAUGUUGAGGAUGAUAGUAAUCAAGUGGCUGUGAAAAUAUUGAUUCCGUCGGCAGCGGUAGGAGCAAUUAUUGGCAAAGGUGGUGAGGCGAUGAGAAAUUUGAAAAGUGAUCAUCAGUGUCGUGUUCAAAUGAGCAAAAGUUCAGAAACAUACCCAGGCACAAGUGAGCGUAUCUGUCUAGUGAAAGGACGCGUUCAAAAUGUCCUUGGUGUCAUUGAAGUGAUACUGCAGAAGAUUAAUGAGAAAUGCGAGGGUUCCACCAAUUCUGAUGCGUUCGAUCACAAAGGAGUUAGCCGCGGAAAUGAGUCUUCUAGGUGA
Molecule: messenger RNA, 423 nt
Organism: Haemonchus placei
Lineage: Eukaryota; Metazoa; Nematoda; Chromadorea; Rhabditida; Trichostrongylidae
Source: the annotation of a GenBank genome assembly